GGUAAAUGGCAUCCCUCCAACUGCCUUUCAUGUUCAUCUCGCUUUCAUAAAUGAGCUGAGACGGCCCACCUCUCUCUUACGUGGUCGUCUAUAUGUCUUCCUUCUCUUCCUUUCUACCGGGUCCUCAAUUCAAUUGUUUUUCAUGGCCCUUCUUUUCUUUGGCAGGCCCCUUUUUUGUUUUCUUUUGGAUUGUUGGUGAGCUAAUUUCAAGCUGUCAUGUGACCCUUCUCUAACACUAGAAAACCCAUAUUUAUUUUUAUAUUUGGGGUUUUGGGGACUAGACAAGGAUGUGUAUUUCAGUUUUAUCUAGAUGGAGACUGUCUUUUUGCUGAGGAAUUUGAGAUUUUUUAGGGUUUGGGUAUUGCAGUUUAAUGUCAUUCAUUGCUUUGUUUAUGGGGUAUGAGGCUUUCCAGUUACCGGCUUCCCAUAUAUAACUUUUUUCCUUUUUAGUGUUUGCUGUGAUAUGUAGCAAAAGUUUUAGGUUGUGGGUUGUUCUAUUUGUGCUUCUCGUCUUGACAAUUGGCUCUGUGAGCCACAGCAGCCUAUUGUGGUUGGUUUCUGCUCUAUGAUCCUCGAUUUUUUGGAGUGGAAUUUGUUGCGAAGGUUUGGGUCUAUGGGUUGCUUUCAAUUUUCUUCUAGGGAGAAGAAGGAAGAAAGGAAGAGUGGGAAGUCAGGAUCAGGGUCUACACAGUAUAACAGCGGCGGUUCGACCGACCAUGAACAGAGGGGAUCAGGUUCUGAGUUCAAUUCCCAGAACACAUCGGAUGUCAGCGGCGAUUCCUCAGGGAGAAGCAUGUUUCCGAGCUUUUCUCAAAGACCUUGCAGCAACCUUCGUGUGUUGUCCUUCUCGGAGCUCAAAGCUGCAACAAAGAAUUUCAACCGGUCGCUUAUGGUAGGAGAAGGAGGAUUUGGUUGUGUCUAUAAAGGAAGUCUCCGAAGUCUAGAUGAUCCCAGUUCGAGGCUAGAAGUUGCUGUCAAACAAUUGAAUAGGAAAGGCUUACAGGGCCACAAGGAAUGGAUAACAGAGGUAAAUGUCCUUGGAGUUGUCGAGCACCCAAAUCUUGUCAAAUUAAUCGGUUAUUGUGCUGAUGAUGAUGAAAGAGGGAUCCAGCGGCUUCUUGUCUAUGAAUUCAUGCCGAAUGGAAGUGUUGAGUACCACUUAUCGCCACGUACUCCCAUGCCACUUCCAUGGUCUAAAAGAUUGACAAUAGCUUUGGAUGCAGCUCGUGGUUUGACUUACCUCCAUGAAGGGAUGGAUUUUCAGAUUAUCUUUCGUGAUUUAAAGACGUCUAAUAUUCUGUUGGAUGAGCAGUGGAAUGCAAAGUUGUCAGACUUUGGCUUGGCCAGGCAGGGGCCUGGGGAGGGACUUAGUCAUGUGUCCACAGCAGUAGUUGGGACAAUCGGGUAUGCUGCUCCAGAGUAUCUUCAGACUGGUCGCCUCACUGCCAAGAGUGAUAUCUGGAGCUUUGGUGUUGUACUCUAUGAGCUCAUAACAGGAAGACGCCCAGUGGACCGCAAUCGACCAAAAAGUGAGCAAAAGGUUUUAGAGUGGGUGAGGCCAUACAUUUCAGACAGCAAAAAGUUCCAUAUGAUCAUUGACCCAAGAAUUAAUGGGCAAUACAAGUUGAAGACUGUUCAGAAGCUUGCAGCUGUGGCCAACAGGUGCUUGGUCAGGCAGCCAAAAGCACGUCCAAAGAUGAGUGAAGUGCUAGAGAUGAUUAAACACAUUGUUGAAACUUCUGAAGCUAUGAACCCUGAUAGUGAUAUGGGGAAUUCUUCUAUGAACAGCCAUGCAUCUCAAUCAAGUUGUGAAAUGGCCAGUUCAGAUAAUGCAUUGGAUGCUAAGAUCAUGGAAAACGGACGAUCACCAUUGCGCAUGUGGAUGCCGAAGUUGAUAUGGUCUUGCUGAUUGCUUUAUUGCUGCUGGUUCAGGUGACUGCUGCUUCUGCUAUUCCAUUCCGUUCCGAAAGUUUGGGCAAGUGCAUCUUUGUUCUUCCUUUUUAUAAUUCGACAUAACAGAGAGUGGGGUACUUGUAUAUGUAUGUAUAUGUAGGUGUACAUAUGCUUUGCUUGCAUAUGUGCAUUUUUGAGAAUAGAGUACACAAGCUAAGGAUGGAAGACUUCAUUUCAGUUUUGUUGGACAUUUAAUUGUUAUUUUCACGUUAGGGGCUAAGCCAACAAAAAAUGUACAUGUUCUACUUUACCUGUUGGCACAUGCUCUCUCUUUCUCUCCCUCUCCUUCUUUCUCUUCUAUGAGUGUCCCAGCUGUAAAAAGAACCGUAUAGCUUAUUCAGAUCGUUUUUUGUUUUCUUC
Molecule: messenger RNA, 2313 nt
Organism: Nymphaea colorata (pocket water lily)
Lineage: Eukaryota; Viridiplantae; Streptophyta; Magnoliopsida; Nymphaeales; Nymphaeaceae
Product: serine/threonine-protein kinase PCRK1-like
Exons: 4
Coding region: 566-1909 (447 amino acids)
Biological process (GO): protein phosphorylation
Molecular function (GO): protein kinase activity; ATP binding
Source: RefSeq, a predicted model, not a curated record